Molecule: messenger RNA, 756 nt
Organism: Psammomys obesus (fat sand rat)
Lineage: Eukaryota; Metazoa; Chordata; Mammalia; Rodentia; Muridae
Gene: Snrnp25
Product: small nuclear ribonucleoprotein U11/U12 subunit 25
Exons: 5
Coding region: 163-534 (123 amino acids)
Biological process (GO): mRNA splicing, via spliceosome
Cellular component (GO): U12-type spliceosomal complex
Source: RefSeq, a predicted model, not a curated record
UCCGGCCGGAGGAGUGCGGGAAAAGCAAGAUUCGACAGGUAGCUGGCAGCCCUGGAGGACCCGGAGACUGAGUGUCGGCCGGAGGUGCCUGAGGACGAUGAGGAUGAUGAGGAGACAUUGCCGCAUUCCGAGGCUGUGGACGUGUUCCAGGAAGGUCUCGCCAUGGUGGUGCAAGACCCGCUGCUCUGCGACCUUCCCAUCCAGGUUACUUUAGAAGAGGUCAACUCCCAGAUCGCACUGGAAUAUGGCCAAGCAAUGACUGUCCGAGUAUGCAAGAUGGAUGGAGAGGUAAUGCCUGUGGUCGUCGUCCAGAACGCCACGGUCCUGGACCUGAAGAAGGCUAUCCAGAGGUACGUGCAGCUCAAGCAGGAGCGGGAAGGAGGCAUUCAGCACAUCAGCUGGUCCUACGUGUGGCGGACAUACCACCUGAUCUCGGCUGGGGAGAAGCUCACAGAGGACAGGAAGAAGCUCAGAGAUUAUGGCAUCCGGAAUCGAGAUGAGGUUUCCUUUAUCAAGAAGCUCAGGCAGAAGUGAACCCCAGACGGUGAUGUAACCUACAAUCUAACCUACGGCAGCAAGAUGCCGCCCUCCACUUAUCCUCACAGGAUGGGGUGUUGGGGGUAGCUGCGUCGCUGGAAUGCCCAGAUGGAGCUCGAGCAAGCCCUGGGACUCUCAGGACACAGAAAAUUCUUCUCCCUUGUAUUGUCUAUGUGGCUGUGGGCCUGGCCUACAGAAUAAACCUGUUGCUUUGUAUCU